AAAUGGAAAGCGAAGAAAAAGAGGAAGGAAUUCUCAUGGCUGUUAUCAAGGAAAUGCGAGAGAACAGCCUCCUCUACGACAUCUCCAAUAAAAAAUAUCAGCUGCGCCACAGAGGAGCCCUAGAAGCCUCUGCAGAAAAGCUCAAAAUAAGCGUCAAAUUACUGGACCAAAAAAUACAUUACAUUAAGAGAAAAUUUAAUGAAUCCCAUAAGGAGGUAAGAAAGCAGAAGAUUUUGAAAGGUCGAAGUGGUGAUGGCAUUGACGAUUUAUCUGAAAGUGAUGAAGCAUCUUCAACCGAGGAUUGCAAAAAACCCUGGAAGUGGUACAAAGCAUGCGACUUUUUGAAAAGCACGAUGAAUGUGAACAAAAACAUGAAGGAUUCUGCAAUUAAGAGGAAGAUUACCAAUAAUAAAGACUCAAAGACGAUAAAAUUUGACUUAAAAUCUUUUGCAUAUACCGAGUAUAAAGUGCCCGCAAAGAAAUCAAAAUGUGAGUCAAGCGAAGAACCCUCUACAUCUGAAAAAGAGAAAUGCUUGUCUUUAGUGCCAUCAUCAGAAUCCUUUCAAUUAACACCUAAAGUCGAUGAUCAGAAUUCAAAUGAACUUCCUGAUCCAAUUUCGCAAGUUCCAGAAACAGCAUCCCCGGAAUUUGUUUCCAUUGAUGCAAAUUCAGAUCUUUAUCCAAUACGCCUAAGAUCAACAAGUUUUCCGAUGACUGAAGAAAGAACCAAAAAAGAUGUAGCAAUUCAGGUUGGAUAUCGUGAGAAUCAAUUGGAAAUGCUGCACAAUCAAUCGACGAUUCAAAUUUCACACGACAAUUCAAACUCCGAAGGACCAUCUAAUUUUGAAACUGAAGGAUCAGUUUCUACUGAUGAAUUGAGGAUUUUUAUAAAUUCUUUAAUUGAUGACUUUGUGCGAGGUUAUACUCCCAAUACAUUGCUAAAAUUAAUCCGAGACUUGAGUGUUUUUAUGCACAAAUUCAAUAAAGAAAACAAAUAAAGUGUCUGGUUAAUAAAUAAAGUUUGCUUUAUUAAUUUAAGAUAAUAUUUUCUCAUUCUUAUGGAUAUUUAAAAAUUUAUUAUAUU
Messenger RNA from Phlebotomus papatasi, 1084 nucleotides. RefSeq lists its product as uncharacterized. The transcript is spliced from 3 exons. The coding region runs from base 3 to 998 and encodes 331 amino acids. The record is from RefSeq and is a predicted model, not a curated record. NCBI's taxonomy places the organism in Eukaryota, Metazoa, Arthropoda, Insecta, Diptera, Psychodidae.